AUGCACAUUCCGAUCAGCUCCGGCAGAAGAGCGUGGGGGCGGAGCCUGUCGGAAGAGGCGGGGACCGAGGGGCGGAGCCUGCACAAAGGGGCGGGGUUCGCGGGAGCAGGAGGUGAAGGAGGGCGUUCCACUUCCGGGUCAGGUCUUUCCCCGCCCCGUGGUCCGGAACGCGGUCUGAGCAUGGCGAACAGUGGCGGUGCUGGGGCGGCGGGAGCUGCAGGGAAUAUGAAUGCAGUGAAGGAGAAUAUGAAUGCAGUGAGGGAGACCAUGGACGUUCGGCAUCUCUUGUCGGGAACCCUGCGUGCUUUGAACUCCGGCCGCGUCUCCCGCCCUGACCUGUCGCCCGGCUCCCGACAGCCCCACCCCGGGAUCCGCGCACCCUGGCAUCCCGCCGCCGCGCCCCGGUCCUCCCCCGCCCCGCGCUGCAAGGACCUGAGCCUGCAGACCAGAGAGGGUGUGUCUGGUCGUUUGCACUUAGUUCUGCUUGAGAUGUCAAGAAUUUUGAAUACGGGCUUAGAUAUGGAAACUCUGGCUAUUUGUGUUCGGCUCUGUGAGCAAGGAAUUAACCCAGAAGCUUUAGCAUCGGUUAUUAAGGAACUUCGCAGGGCCAGUGACGCGCUAAAGGCAGAAAGAGCUUUUGAGACCCGGAAAAACAAAGUAGUGGAAUUGGGGCUCUCACAGGUUUUAUUGCACAUAGUCCCAGAGUUUGUAGCUCAGAAAAGCAGUGUUUAUGGCCAAGAUGCCUGA
Molecule: messenger RNA, 747 nt
Organism: Elephantulus edwardii (Cape elephant shrew)
Lineage: Eukaryota; Metazoa; Chordata; Mammalia; Macroscelidea; Macroscelididae
Exons: 4
Coding region: 1-747 (248 amino acids)
Biological process (GO): microtubule nucleation by interphase microtubule organizing center; mitotic spindle assembly; gamma-tubulin complex localization
Cellular component (GO): centrosome; interphase microtubule organizing center; gamma-tubulin ring complex
Source: RefSeq, a predicted model, not a curated record